UAUUUUUUAUUUUUUAUUUUUUAUUUUUCAAUUUUUACUUUUUUCAUUACACACAUUUCUCUCUUCCCUUCUCUCUCUAUCCUAUGUAGUUGUGUGUUGUUUCUGUUAGUAGGAUUCCCACCAAAUUUUCCCAAACACAAGCAGAGAAAUUUAUAGCUAGAACCAUAUCGCCGGAAAUGCUCCUCUUUCCGGCGUCGUUUCCACUUCAUUUGCACGCUCUCUGAGGCUGCGUAAUACCUAGAAUCCAAUCCACAAGCAGUUAUCCCUAGAAAUGCAAUAAGAGAGGAACGAAAAACGAGAGAGAUAGAGGAGAGAGAGUUUAUGAGAGAAAAAUGCCGGAACCAGUUCUGCUUGUGGAGCCUAACGAUGUCGUUUCAAGCACUAAGAAGAAGAAAUCCGACGAAGAUAAGGGUACGGUGACGGAAAAAUUACUGGUGCCCGCACCACCACCUAUAGUUAACCGUAGUCGAUCUCAGGCGGCCACUCGCCGUGUAACUCCGACCACUAUCACUUUACCUGACACCACCAUAGCCGCCGGGACGGCAGACUCAGUGGUCGAGAAGCCGCUCCCAAACGGCGAUCUCUACAUUGGAAGCUUGUGCGGGAACGUCCCGCACGGAUCGGGAAAGUAUUUGUGGACGGACGGGUGCAUGUACGAGGGCGACUGGCGGAGAGGGAAGGCCUCGGGGAAAGGGAAGUUCUCUUGGCCGUCCGGUGCCACAUACGAGGGAGAGUUUAAGUCGGCAAAAAUGGAGGGGUUUGGGACCUUCAUCGGAUCUGAUGGCGACACCUACCGUGGAACCUGGAGUUCGGAUCGCAAGCACGGGUAUGGACAGAAGCGCUACGCCAACGGAGAAUUCUACGAAGGAACCUGGAAAAGAAAUCUUCAAGACGGGCGGGGCCGGUACGUGUGGAAGAAUGGGAACGAGUAUGUCGGCGAAUGGAAGAACGGCGUAAUUGCUGGUCGCGGAGUCUUGAUUUGGUCGAAUGGAAAUCGUUAUGAUGGGCAGUGGGAGAACGGAGUUCCUAAGGGAGAUGGAGUCUUCACUUGGCCCGAUGGCAGCUGCUACCUUGGGACCUGGAACAAGGACGUCAAGGUGCAGCAACUGACCGGGACAUUCUAUCCAGGGAACGGGAAGGAUCAUUCGUUGAAAGAGUACGAGAACAGUAUGGUGAGUAAUUUGAUGGUGGCCACAAGGAAGAGGUCGUCGGUGGAUGGUGUAAGGGGUAGCCUGACGGAGAGGAAUUUUCCGAGGAUAUGCAUUUGGGAGUCCGAUGGGGAAGCUGGGGACAUUACCUGUGAUAUUAUUGACAAUGUUGAGGCUUCGAUGAUUUACAGGGAGGGUUUGGGCCUCGGUCGCGAUGAAAUUAAGCAGUUCAAGAGGAAUCCAUGUUGCUUUAGUGGCGAGGUGAAGAAGCCUGGACAGACGAUAUCGAAGGGGCACAAGAAUUACGAAUUGAUGCUUAAUUUACAACUGGGUAUCAGGUAUUCGGUCGGGAAACAUGCUUCCAUAAUACGGGAACUGAAGCCCAGUGAUUUUGAUCCGAAGGAGAAGUUCUGGACGAGGUUCCCACCGGGAGGGUCGAAGAUAACUCCGCCGCAUCAAUCAGGGGAUUUUCGGUGGAAGGAUUAUUGUCCUGUAGUCUUUAGGCGAUUGAGGGAGCUUUUCCAGGUGGAUCCUGCUGAUUACAUGCUGGCCAUAUGUGGAAAUGAUGCCCUUAGGGAACUUUCUUCUCCAGGGAAGAGUGGAAGCUUCUUUUACCUAACUCAGGAUGAUAGAUUCAUGAUAAAAACAGUGAGGAAAUCAGAAAUCAAGGUGCUCAUAAGGAUGCUUCCUAGCUACUACGACCAUGUUUGUCGGUACGAGAACUCCCUCGUGACAAAGUUUUAUGGUGUACAUUGUGUUAAACCUAUUGGUGGCCAGAAGACACGAUUUAUAGUGAUGGGUAAUUUGUUCUGCUCCGAGUACCUAAUACAUAGGAGAUUUGACCUGAAAGGAUCCUCUCAUGGCCGCACAACUGAUAAGCCUGAGGGUGAGAUUGAUGAAACAACAACACUAAAAGACUUGGACCUCAAUUUUGUUUUUCGCCUGCAGCUGAACUGGUUCCAGGAUCUUAUGAAGCAAAUUGAACGGGACUGUGAGUUUUUGGAAGCUGAGAAAAUAAUGGAUUACAGUCUUCUAGUUGGUCUUCAUUUUCGCGACGACAACAAGUAUGACAAGAUAGGCUUGUCGCCUUUUCUUUUGCGUACCGGGAAGAAAGAUUCUUUUCAAAAUAUGAAGUUCAUGCGUGGCCACCGCUUCCUUGAAGCAGAACUGCAAGACAUGGACCGAGUUUUAUCUGGGCGGAAGCCUUUGAUCAGGUUAGGAGCAAACAUGCCAGCAAGAGCAGAGCGGAUGGCUCGGAGAAGUGACUUUGAUCAGUACACCCCUGGUGGAUUUAGUGAUUUGACCCCUUCACGCAGUGGUGAGAUCUGUGAAGUAGUCCUUUAUUUUGGGAUUAUCGACAUCUUACAAGACUAUGAUAUUAGCAAAAAGCUGGAGCAUGCCUACAAAUCCUUGCAAGCAGACCCUGCUUCAAUCUCGGCAGUGGAUCCCAAACUCUAUUCUAAGAGGUUCCGUGACUUCAUCGGGAGAAUCUUUAUAGAAGACAGGUAGCAAUGGGAGAAUUGAAGACAAGCACAUCGUUUUUUCUCGAAGGAAAUUCGACGAAACCUCAGCUGCACCCUUCUAGUGCCAGGGCUUGCAGCUUCGCAGAGCAUGAAUAGUGGAUGGAGCAAAUGAUUUGUGGGUUAAUGAAAUCUAGCAAGCCACUGCAAUGUGGCAGGAGUUUUCGGCUAUUUUUUGGGGUGUUACUGGCUGAAUUUUGUGGAACAGCCAUGGUGUUGAAGGGGGGGCAGAUUAUUCAUUAUUGUACAUGGGAAAGCGAGGAAGCAUCUGGGGAUCACACUAUCCUGAUUUGUUUUUUGGAAUUUUUGUUGUUCACUGGGUUAUGUGAAUUGUGAACAUUUGAAAGAUAGGUAUAUAGGGAACUGGGAAAACGUUUUUCCCUCUGAAGAUUCAGAGUGCUGGGUGGGGUGACUGUGGAAUAAGAAAGUGUACAGCGUAUAGAAGAAAAGUUGGAGAUAGUUUUAUGGAGAGUUUCUUGAAUAUUUUUUUGGGGGGAUAUUUUAUUAAAAGAAAAUGUUUGAAUCACAUCCUUCUCUCUCUCUCUCUCUCAAAGAGGACCCAUGGGAUCUCUCUUUUUGCAUUCUCUCUGUUAUAUAUAAAUGUCUGUUGUAUAGAAAUGGGUCCUUUGAUUUGCUUUUA
This is a messenger RNA of Tripterygium wilfordii, 3308 nucleotides long. RefSeq names its product phosphatidylinositol 4-phosphate 5-kinase 1-like. The coding region runs from base 333 to 2657 and encodes 774 amino acids. The transcript has 9 exons. Lineage: Eukaryota; Viridiplantae; Streptophyta; Magnoliopsida; Celastrales; Celastraceae. Gene Ontology annotation, biological process: phosphatidylinositol metabolic process. The record is from RefSeq and is a predicted model, not a curated record. Gene Ontology annotation, molecular function: 1-phosphatidylinositol-4-phosphate 5-kinase activity; ATP binding.